This is a messenger RNA of Cyclocybe aegerita, 540 nucleotides long. The record is from the annotation of a GenBank genome assembly. Lineage: Eukaryota; Fungi; Basidiomycota; Agaricomycetes; Agaricales; Hemipholiotaceae.
AUGCCACGUCCGUUCUCCGCGCACUUUACUCCCUCCCCUCCUUCGACACCUGUGCAGCAGUGCCUCCGCUGCAUGUCCAUCAGCCCCCUUCGCUCGAUCCUGGGCGCCCUCUAUCUACUCCCAAGACACCCAGCUGCUCGGACCCCUCCCUACGUCGACAUGCCCGGUACGUGUGCCCCUAGCUUCAUCCUUCGACCGCGCCUCUGCCUCUCGCGCGAACCCGACCUUGUGGACCGUGCUGCUAGCUGCAAGUCGCCUUUUUGUAUCUGGUGGCAAGUCGGUAUCGACUGGCGGCGCGAACCCGACCCUGUGGAUCGCGGCUUUCAGUCGACACCGCUCCCGCCUCUCCUCUACUCGGGACGAGGCCCAUUUCUACGCUGGGAUCAUCCGCUAAUGGAGCCUCUGCAGGCUGGCGCUCGACGCGGCCCGCCGCCGCAUGCUCUGAAGGGUGAAGAUUGGACCGCUGUCGUCGCCGCUGCCACUGGCGCACUCGAUAGGGCCGACCUCCUGCUACACAACCCACCGAAAAGGAUGCGGUGA